AUGACGGUUCGAAUGUUGCUUCAAGAUGAUUUACGAAGUGUUAGAUGUCAACAAAUAGCCAAUAAAGCGUUUGAAUCAUGGAAUGAUCCAAUGCACAAUCGUCGUCUGAAUCAAAUACAAAUUUUAAUCGAUUUACCAGAUGAUUAUGAACCAGCAAAACAAGUUCGAUCAGUUGUUAAGAGAAAUUUGUCUUUAUUUUGUCUGGAAAUGUCACACAAGAAAACAAAAACCACAAAAGCAAAAGCAAUAAAAUGUGCUAAUGGCUGUAAAACUGAAGUAUCAGGAACUGAUUCAACUCAAAACAAUGCUAUUCAAUGUUGUCAUCAAAGUGAACAAUUCGAAUGGAUUCAACACAAUGACAACUGUUCUCGUUGGCUCUGCAAUGGCUGCAGAAUUACGUUAAGUAUUGAUAUUAAUUCUUUAUGGUUUUGUUGCGAUCACGAAGACAUGCGUGAUGAUAUUGAUGACGAUGAAGCUGAAGAAAACGAACUGUCCUGA
Messenger RNA from Rotaria socialis, 498 nucleotides. NCBI's taxonomy places the organism in Eukaryota, Metazoa, Rotifera, Eurotatoria, Philodinida, Philodinidae. The record is from the annotation of a GenBank genome assembly.